ACUUUCAUGAUCAAGAAGCAGCUCGCGAAGAAGAUGUGGCAGAAUAGGCCCAUUCCUCAUUGGAUUCGUAUGAGAACCGACAAUACUAUCAGGUACGAUGCAAAGCACAAGCAUUGGCACAGAACCAAGCUUUGGUUUUGA
Messenger RNA from Helianthus annuus (common sunflower), 141 nucleotides. Its product is annotated as 60S ribosomal protein L39-1-like. Gene Ontology annotation, cellular component: cytosolic large ribosomal subunit; ribosome. The transcript has 2 exons. The coding region runs from base 7 to 141 and encodes 44 amino acids. Lineage: Eukaryota; Viridiplantae; Streptophyta; Magnoliopsida; Asterales; Asteraceae. Gene Ontology annotation, biological process: translation. The record is from RefSeq and is a predicted model, not a curated record. Gene Ontology annotation, molecular function: structural constituent of ribosome.